Rhododendron vialii is the source of this 671-nucleotide messenger RNA. RefSeq lists its product as uncharacterized. The transcript has 3 exons. NCBI's taxonomy places the organism in Eukaryota, Viridiplantae, Streptophyta, Magnoliopsida, Ericales, Ericaceae. The record is from RefSeq and is a predicted model, not a curated record. The coding region runs from base 134 to 409 and encodes 91 amino acids.
ACGAAUAUUCGAUGUAGGAGUAAUAAAAAAGCAACAUUCGCUUUCGAUUGCCCCAUUUCCUCAAAUUCUCACUCGUUGUGUUCACUCUCUCUCUCUCUCUCUCUCUCUCUCUCUCUCCUCUUCGCGUUUGCAGAUGGCUCCAUCGACUGUCAACCGCUGGAUUAGGCCUGAGGUUUAUCCUCUGUUUGCGGCCCUUGGUGUAGCCGUUGGGAUUUGCGGAUUUUCAUUGGUGCGCAACAUCUGUAUCAAUCCUGAAGUCAGGGUGAUCAAGGAAAAGAGGGCAGCAGGAGUGCUGGAAAACUAUGAAGAAGGGAAAAAGUAUUCAGAGCAUGCCCUCCGGAAGUUUGUUCGCAACAGGCCUCCAGAGAUCAUGCCAAAACUCAACAGUUUUUUCACCGACCCAAAAUGAAAUAACGUAAUUCCGACAAGUAAUUCGUAUCGUUUGUAUCAUAUAUGUCACGAUUGUUGUAUUGAAAAUGUACCUUCAUGCUUGAACUGGUUGUGGCCUUGUGGGUAGUGGGUGAUAUCUCAAACUAGGUUCAUAGAUAACAAGUGUUAUGGUGUUAAUAUCUGUGUACAGCAGCACUUGGAUGGAUGUUGAAUGUCUACUUUGUUCCCUUUGUAUUGACUUGGAUGGAUGUUGAAUGUCUACUUUGUUCCCUUUGUAUUGA